This is a messenger RNA of Frieseomelitta varia, 5051 nucleotides long. RefSeq names its product serine protease filzig-like (gene flz). The transcript has 8 exons. Lineage: Eukaryota; Metazoa; Arthropoda; Insecta; Hymenoptera; Apidae. Gene Ontology annotation, biological process: proteolysis. The record is from RefSeq and is a predicted model, not a curated record. Gene Ontology annotation, molecular function: serine-type endopeptidase activity. The coding region runs from base 679 to 4530 and encodes 1283 amino acids.
UUAGCCAUGCGAUUCCAGCACAUGCGGUGGCACGAGGUGCAACACACAACCAGACAGGUACCAUCCAGUUGACUAACCGGAUGGACGAACGGUGCGCGGAAGAGAUUGGCAUUAGAAUCGCGUGAAAAGUUCAAUCGAACAGGUUCGCCGGUUGUGGCUCUGCCACAGUGUCAUAGACUGUCUGUCGACCGUCGACCCCGUUCCAACGAACACUCGCUGUUCCAAACAACACUCGAGAUUAGAAUAACAUCCGCGGAUGCCACCCGUGCGAGAUCUCAUCAUCCAUAUUGCGACCAGUGUACAGACGUUUCUGUAUCAGCCCGUCGAACUCGUUUUCCUUGCGUUAACGUUAGAUCAGUGCAUGUUGUCUUCCUUUGUUGCUGGCUCGUGUGGAAAUUUCAAUUCGAUCAACGAGUUGAAACGUUGCCAGUCGACUGGUGUAUGAUUGCCGAAGCGAGGAACGCGGACGAGGGAAAGGGAAGUGGAGGAAGUUCAGUGACGAAGUGCGACGCGUAAACGGAACCGGGGUGACAACGUGUGAACUUGACGAAAGACGUUCACACGACGUGAGAAAGGUCGCGUUCUCUUCCGGGCAACGAUCAACCGGACGUCUCUCGAGGAUUUAAGUUAUGAGACGGGUUUGACGAAUCGACGAACGUAUCACGGUUAAUACGUCGCAUGAUGGCUGUCGGGAAGAACAUCCAUUUAUUACUCGUCAUCCUUUCUUCAAUGUCCGUCAUUUCACGCUCUUACGUGCCUCAAGCCACAGGCAAGAGACUGUUCGGCGGAUACAGGAUAGUACCGAAAGCGUGUCAGCCAACGAUACCGUCUCGAGUGAAGUCGAGCGAGCCGGCGAUAUGCAUGUUCAAUUACGAAUGCUCGCGUCGAAAUGGACAGGUGGUCGGUGCGUGUAUGGACGGGUUCCUUUUCGGCGCUUGCUGUCAACUACCGCCGAAACAUUUGGCUGGCAGCAUCGUCAAGGACCCGAUGGCACCAGCCUCCGAUGAAAUAUUCAAUGUACACGAGAUCGAUCACGUGCCGGAUAUUCCCAUCUUGUUAAAUUCGGACGGCACGCCGCUCGGGAUGACCGUGCCCCAGGACGACGCCGUCAAAACCGAACAACCCGGCACGCCGAAUCAGCAAGCGAACAACGAGGGGACAACGUACACGAAAAUCUCGACGUUCGACGUGCCUUCUACAACCGCGAAACCAGCGUUGGGAGCAACCUCGCAGAUUCACGACAGCGUUGAGAACGCAGAGAAACCGCAAAUAUCCGCGCAACCGGACGUAAGUCACUUGGAAGAAGAUUUCCCAGCUCUGUUGGGUCAGCAGAACGUUUUAGACGACCUGAGCCUUUCGGGAUUGUUGAGUCACUCUGACUCGAAGAACAACGUACAGAAUCACGGGGACAAUUCCGCCAUUAAUCCGGUCACCACUUUGCUGAGUCCAGAUCAGAUACUUCAGAUAGCCGAUCCGGUUGACCAACUUCCAGCUCUGUUUUCGCAGGGAUUGGGUCAGAGCAAUCAUACCUCGCCCGACACGAUACUGUUGAACGAGAACGGGACCGCCGCGUUGAACGAGACGAACAAUCCAGACGAUUUGUUCAAGCCUAACGUCGAAUCCAGCACCGAGAAGCGGAAAGCGACCGAAAUUUCGCCGAGUAGCACUCAGAGGCCGAAAGUGACGGAAAGUGUGUCGUUUACGGAAGUUAAGAGGCCGCCGCAGGAUACCACUCACCAAAGUACUUCAACGACGCAGUGGCUAAAGUUCCCGGAUCAAUCUGCAUCUUCGAUGCACGACGCGAUGUCCUCUUUCCCGGGAGAUCAAACUUCCGGCACGUCGCUGAUGACGAGAUUGCCGGUGGUCACCCAAAUGUACGCCAGCACGCAGAGGCUCACGACAACCUCCCGCCCUCAAGAGACAGCGAUUGAUAACUUCGAGAGAAUCAGCACGAUAGAAGAGAGAAUCUCGACUAAGAACGUAGAGGCGCUCGAUUUUACGAACAGAAGAACGACCACGCCGAUGACCACCUUGAGCGACAAAAACGAACUAGUGAAAGUACCGACGAUUACUUACGACGCGCCUUCUGGCAAUAAAAAGGACGACAUAGAGGUGGACAAAGAGGAGCUAGCAAUCAAUCACAUAAUUUCCAUUCUGAAUAACACGAAGCCAGGCUCGGGAACCACGAUCCCGACUCCGAACUCUUCCAUCCACAAGUGGGUCAGUAUCGACGAGACCUCGAAACCAUCCUUGGUUCGUAUCUCCACGAGAGCUCCUCCCGUACCUGGACCAACCACCGCUCAAUCUUUCCCUUACACGUUCUACAAACCGGUACAGUCGUCGAAUUACUACAAUUACGAGACUGUGCCCACGCACUCCACGACCUUUGCCUCAUAUCCCACUUCCAACUCGCAUUCAUCCAGACCGUCGACUCUGUCCACUCUCGCCAGUGCCGGUACGUCCGAUUAUUCCGUAAAAACCACAACGAAUCCUCCCGCGCCGACUGUGAUAGUUCUGGGGCCUCUUGGUACAGAGUUCGCGACUGAGACUAGCCAGAAAAUAGCUACGAAGAGACCAGCGAGCGAAACUGUCGGUUCUAGCACGACAGCUUUCAAACCUGCGACCGGAUCGGUAAGACCGAGUCCGCUUACAACGAGGAAACCUAGCGUUUCGACCACUAUAACUCACAACAUCAGUACAGUGAUCUCGAACGUUGCUACCAAUAACGUGGUUUCGACAAGUUUCUUCAGCGUCAACGUGAAAGACGGGACCACGUCGAAACCGAUGGUGAACAGUAGCUACAGCACGCAGUCUGUCGUCACCGAAACCGAACUCGAGACCGAAAAUUUCGAGAAGUUGUCGACGAGAAGACCAACGAUUUGGACUACCCUCUCCUCGUGGUCCGGCAAGCCCAGUUUCCACUUGAGACCGUCUACGCCUUCCUCAGUCUUUCCAAACGAGAAUUUAACGCCUAUUAACACCGUGGUCUUCAAAGAUCCUACCAGCUCGACGAUGACGGACAUCAAAGCAACGACUGUUCCGCCACACUGCGACGAGGAAACAGCAGCACCGGACGAUCUGAUCAACUUCCCUCCUGUCAGGAAUCCGAAUCUCAAUAUAUCAGCGCCGAUUUCGCAACAAGAAAAACCAACUAUCUUUGAGACGUUCAACAACACGGGUUACCCGGACAUCGAGAUAAUAAGCGAGAACGAUAUUCCAACACCGACUUUCGUCGACGACGACGUUUUCACGAAUAAAGUCGACUCGUUCGUGAACACGAUCGUACAGUCUCUGCAAGGCAACUUCCAGGAUCUCAAAGAGAUUGUGUACAACCGUGUCAACGCGACACCGGCUGCAAUAUCCAACCAGGCGUCGACUGUGACGAGGAGGCCGGCCACCACGACGAAGAAACCGGUGCGAAAGCCCGCGACAACGACGAAACCGUCGUACAUCACGACGAAGAAACCCGUGACCACAAAGAGGCCGAUCAAUCGUCCGACGACUUUAAAGCCGUCGGUAUCGGAGAAACCAGUUCGCCCUUCGAAACCGACAACGACGAAACCAAAACCAACCGCGGCGUCUGGCGCGACCACGAAGAGACCCCAGGUUACAACGAAACGGACUAGACCAACCAGAAGACCUACUACAACGCUGGCUACGAGCACGGAAGCUAUAGUCGCGGAAGAAGAAGAAACUAGUAUCGCGAACGCAGUCGAAACUACCAGUCCGCAGAUUACAUCUUCGAGUGACUUUCGUUCUCAAUGUGGCAUAAGACCUUUGAUUAAAUCUGGGAGGAUCGUCGGUGGCAAAGCGGCGACAUUCGGCGAAUGGCCGUGGCAAGUUUUAGUUCGAGAGGCCACUUGGUUGGGCCUCUUCACGAAAAACAAGUGCGGCGGUGUUCUGAUCACGGACAAAUACGUCAUCACUGCGGCUCAUUGUCAGCCAGGAUUCUUAGCGACUUUGGUAGCCGUUUUCGGAGAAUUCGAUCUGUCUGGCGAGUUGGAAGAGAAACGAAGCGUAACGAGAAACGUUCGACGAGUGAUCGUCAACAGAGGCUAUAAUCCAACGACAUUCGAAAGCGAUUUGGCACUCUUAGAACUGGAAUCACCGAUACAGUUCGACGUUCACAUUGUCCCGAUUUGUAUGCCCGAUGAUGGUAUAGAUUUUACGGGUAGAAUGGCCACUGUCACUGGCUGGGGACGAUUAAAGUACAAUGGCGGCGUACCAUCUGUUCUACAGGAAGUCCAAGUGCCUAUAAUCAAGAAUUCUGUCUGUCAAGAGAUGUUCCAGACAGGUGGACAUUCGAAACUGAUUCUCGACAGUUUCCUCUGCGCUGGAUAUGCUAAUGGACAAAAAGACUCUUGCGAGGGUGACAGUGGUGGUCCAUUGGUGAUGCAACGACCAGACGGAAGAUGGUUUUUGGUAGGCACGGUGUCUCAUGGAAUAACAUGCGCUGCACCGUAUCUUCCAGGUGUUUACAUGAGAACAACGUACUUCAAACCGUGGCUACACAGUAUCACCGGAGUCUGAAAGCCAGCAAAUAGUUUAUUUCUUGGACAAGGUGACAGGCGCUGAUAAUUCCGUGCCACUUGUAUAAAUGUACAAAGGAAGAUUAAUUUAUUUCCUUCGGAAUAGAUUGAAGAAUAUCGAUCAAGGGACCAAAAGGAACUAAGCGAACACGAAUGCAUUUCGCAUACUAUUUUUCAUAAUACAAUUAAUUUUGAAUAAUUUCUGUCACUCGAACAAUUUCAAUUUUCUUAACAAGCAGUCAUGCAGAGACUGCUGACAAGUCGUAUCGUCGAUUUCCAAUUAUUUAAAUUUUCGACGACCUAUCGUUAGAAUUGUUAUUUUGUGACGACUAUUUCGAGAGAAAUUUUUCAUCAGUAUACGAAAAAUGAUCGCGUAUUUAUGUGCAUCCGACAAUAAACGUGUUAUGUGUUCCAUGUAUAUACGUGAGUACGUGUUACACGUGCUAUAUGUAUGCAAUUACGAACUGCGAGCCUUAUUUAUUUCGUUGUUAGCUGUUAUUUAUUAAACUCAUUUUUAUACGA